Molecule: messenger RNA, 4642 nt
Organism: Conger conger (European conger)
Lineage: Eukaryota; Metazoa; Chordata; Actinopteri; Anguilliformes; Congridae
Product: dual specificity mitogen-activated protein kinase kinase 4-like
Exons: 12
Coding region: 364-1617 (417 amino acids)
Biological process (GO): MAPK cascade; protein phosphorylation
Molecular function (GO): JUN kinase kinase activity; ATP binding
Source: RefSeq, a predicted model, not a curated record
UUUCCGCUUUCCCCCGCCUGCCAACCUGUAGUUUCGGUCAGCUGAGCUCUGUAGUGCAGUGCUGAACACUGAAGCUAGGUGUCCCAUGUCUAUUAUGAAAUGCUUUGCAUCCCGGGCAUAUACUGCUGUGCUCAAUUUGGUUGCUAGCUAGCUCGGUAUUUUUCUUCGAUUCGUGCACCUUGGGGCUUCGCUGGACCGAAUCGUGUAGUUUGGGUGGGAGCCGUGCAACGGAGCGCCGUGGACAGCUAACGUUAGCUGACGUUCAGUAGCUAGGUGUCCCGUCUUCGAGAGGGUAAUAUUACUCUCGGUCGCUCUGACUGCAUUGCAGCCCUGUGCUGCUGCUGGAAUUCAAGCCCGUUAACAAUGGCGACUCACAGCCCAAGCACCAACUCAACAACCACCUCCAGCCACAACAGCAAUAGCGCAGGAUCAACAGCUCUGCCACACCACCACCAAUCCCAGUCUCAACACAUAACGACCAUGAGCAGCAUGCAGGAAACCAACACGUGCUGGAGGUGUCAGAGCGACACAGGCAAACGCAAAGCGCUGAAGUUAAAUUUCGCCAAUCCGCCGAUCAAGCCCACCGCCAGAUUCACCCUCAACACAGCGGGCCCUCCUUUCCAGAACCCACACAUCGAACGGCUGCGGACGCACAGCAUCGAGUCGUCGGGGAAGCUGAAGAUCUCCCCCGAGCAGCACUGCGACUUCACCGCAGAGGACCUGAAGGACCUGGGGGAGAUCGGCCGCGGGGCCUACGGCUCCGUCAACAAGAUGGUGCACAAGCCCAGCGGACAGAUCAUGGCCGUCAAGCGGAUCCGGUCGACGGUGGAUGAGAAGGAGCAGAAGCAGCUGCUGAUGGACCUGGACGUGGUCAUGAGGAGCAGUGACUGUCCGUACAUCGUCCAGUUCUACGGGGCCCUCUUCCGCGAGGGAGACUGCUGGAUAUGCAUGGAGCUGAUGUCUACCUCCUUUGACAAAUUCUACAAAUAUGUUUAUUGUUCAUUAGACCAUGUGAUUCCAGAGGAAAUAUUAGGCAAAAUAACAUUAGCUACUGUGAAAGCACUUAACCACUUAAAAGAAAACUUGAAAAUAAUUCACAGAGACAUCAAGCCGUCCAACAUCCUCCUGGACAGGAAGGGCAACAUCAAGCUCUGCGAUUUCGGCAUUAGUGGACAGCUGGUGGACUCCAUCGCCAAGACCAGGGAUGCAGGCUGUCGGCCCUACAUGGCGCCGGAGCGAAUAGACCCCAGCGCGUCCCGGCAGGGCUACGAUGUGCGGUCUGACGUCUGGAGUCUGGGGAUCACACUGUACGAGCUGGCUACGGGCCGGUUCCCCUACCCGAAGUGGAACAGCGUGUUUGACCAGCUGACGCAGGUGGUGAAGGGCGACCCGCCCCAGCUCAGCAACUCGGAAGAGCGGCAGUUUUCCCCCAAAUUCAUCGCCUUCGUCAACCUGUGCCUUACAAAGGACGAGUCUAAAAGGCCAAAGUACAGAGAGCUUCUGAAACACGCGUUCAUUCUGAUGUACGAGGAGCGCUCGGUGGAUGUGGCCACCUACGUCUGCAGGAUCCUGGAUCAGAUGCCAGCCUCCCCCAGCUCACCCAUGUAUGUGGACUGAGCCCCUCCCAGGGCCACUGGCCACGGAACCAACCAACGAAAAAAAAAAAAAACAUGCAAAAAAAAAAAAAAAAAAAAAAAUACAUGCUAAAAAAAAAAACAAAAUCUGCUUUGUCAAAUGUCCUCAGCGUUUUAAGUCAAAUAAAACCCACCGGUGCAACAGCUCUCCUCUGUAAACGCCAGUUACCUCUCUCAGAAAGUAUACUCAAAAUGACUUAGACUCCGUUAUUGUUUGAACGUAAUUGUCAAUAAACAAAACCAGUCACAGAUGACCACAUAUUUUCUGGGCGGUAGGAGUUGCGAGCGUAAUCAUCCACAAUCUGCCAUCUUUGUUUCCGUUUGGUCUCGGCUGCGCUACCUCGCUAGCGAUGCUAGCUGUGUGGCAAGCAAAUGUCCAACGUCGGGCUGGCCAAUAUCAUGGUAAAAGGAAAUAUUUGUCUGGAUAUUUAAUUUUAUCAUUAAAAAAGAAAUGUGUAUAUAUAUAUAUAUAGGCUAAGUUAUCUCACUGCCCUGUGUGCCGUUUGCGAGGCUCUGCAGUCCCGUUUCACCCAGGGACAGAUGAACUAGAUUUUUUUUUCUAUAGUUCUUGAGAAAUGAUGCUGGAUGAGAGUGAUUUCAUGAUGCGUGUGUAAUGGUGAGACUGAUUUCAGAUCAAGGCCGUUUCAGCGGUGGUGUUCACUUGGCUAAAAGAGAAAAACUACCCCCCCCCCCGUCUGCCAGACACCUUGUGCAAUCAGAUGGGUGUUUGUUUCAAUCAUGUCUGUAUAUUGGCAUCUACACAAGUUCUCUCUCUCUCUCCCUCUCUCUCUCUCUCUCUCUCUCUCUCUCUCUCUCUCUCGUGCACGUACGUAACAGUCGCACACUAGUAAACUGAUAAUGCCAUGGUCUUGGCUCAUGUUGAUGACCUCAUUCAUCUCUUACGUGGACACAGUGUAGUGAUGAAAAUCUGGAAAUAUAUUUAUAGUAUUAAAUCACUUGUGGAGUAUGAUUUCUUCUUCCUUUUCGGUUUUUGGAGAUGUGUCAAUCAGCAUAUUUUAUUAGAAACGUAUUUUGUGAAUAGUCCCAUCUCACCCAUCUCUGGUUGUCUGUUGAGCAGUGCGUGUGCGCGCAGGUGUGUGUGUGUGUGUGUGUGUGCGCGUGUAUGCGCAGGUGUGUGUGUGUUUGUGUGCAUCGGGACAAAGGAAAACUAGUUUGUCAACAGGAGUGAAUUUUACCCAGCAUGCACAGGGCUAAUCGAGAUUGGUGGGCCUUGUUUUGCAACGGGUCGACUCGCUGAUAGUUAAGACUAGAGAGGGGAAGAAAUCGGUUUCACGAGACAUUGAUUUAGACACGUGUGCACAUGUACGAGAGCUUUCUGUGUUUACAUAUGGCCCAUACACAUGCGUAUAGACGUGCGCAAAUGUAAACCUGCGUACACGUGCACCACCCACAGACACGGCGAACUUCACACUUUGUAAAUAUGAAAUGUGCAAAUAUUUUUGUCCCUUCAGAAAUCAUGAGGUGUAUGGCUUUCCUAAAUGAAAAAAUAAACAAAAAUGUAAAAAAAAAAAAAAAUAAAAAAAAAAAGAAUUUAAGGAAACAUUUUUAUAUAUUACCGUUUCACCACAUGUGGAACAAGACCAUUCGUUCUUGGUACGGGGGUUGUGUAUCUGUGGCAGUAAGUCCAUAUUCUUCUCCCUCAGUCCGGUCCUGAGUGGUUUGCUCCACCGUUGGCAUUGGCGGAAUGCAUCGUCAGGCAUAACUGUGUGCCCAAAUCGAGGCGUAGUAGCUUACAGUGUUUCAUUCUUUCCUGUGACCAUCCAUAGUGUACAGCUACGCUUUGCUGUGUAUUGUAUAAAGGCUAAAAAAAAAACUAAAAAAAACGAAGAAACUUCUGUUUGAAUGAGGAUGCUAAUUCAAGAUGGCCAGGGUAAGAACUAGCAGUUCACAAGCCAUGCUGUCGUCAGCCUAGGCCUUCCAAUCUGGACCCUGGUUCUGGGUGACCAACGUGUCCUGGCUUUGCGCUGUCCCGGGUUGUUAUGGGUCGAGAUGUCGCUUGGAUCGAUGUGGGCUUGCUGUUGAGAAGUUCUAACUCUUUGUGACUUUAGAAAGUCUCACUUUGUGAAGUGCGCGCCGUCAAAACGGAAUAAAAUACUGUAAAGGCUCGGUUUCCCAUAAUGCACCAAUUUGUAGUCUCCCGUAAGCUGAAGCUUCCUUUUCAAUAAGAGGUUCGAUGUAUGCAGCAGCUCAGAGACCACAGGGUUUGUUUGUUUUUAACCGUUACAUUCAAAAACUACAGUAUGACCGUAUUAUCUUUUAUUAUUUUCAUUUUUUUUUUUUGGUACUCAAAUGAGUGUUCUGACUGUAAAUGUCACCAGUUUUUAAAAACCAUGGCUUUGUGGUUUCAGAGGGGGGUAGGAGAGAAAGAACAAAUAUUAAGAAUUGUGAAUUAUGCUGUAUAAUAAAUCUUUUAUCACUGUCAACGUAUGUUCGAAACUGUCACCAUUAUCCUGGCUUGAAAUAGUCUUCACAUUAUGAACACUUAAAACGCUUGCACUUUUUUCUGUUGGGACAUGGAAGACGAUUAAAACGAUGGAACUUGUCUCUUGACAGAUGAAAAAAAAAUAUGGAGAAAAGAGUGUAAAAAAUGUCCAUUUUAUUAGCAUAUUAAUAUUAGAUUAUAAAAUAUUAAGGGUGAGGAAUUUACUACGUUGGUGUAUCUACGGAUUUAAAGAAAUGUAUAAUGUUCGCACAACUGUGAAAAUAAAACUGUACAUUGUGAAAAUGGGUUGUAUCCUGUACUAUAGAAAAUGUAUAAGAAAUAUAAAACAGAAAAAAAAAAUUGUGCAGGGAUAUUGCCUUAUGUGUCCGUGAAUAGGAGCGUACUUAAUCUAACAUCUGGCUUUAAAGAGCUCCUGGCUUUUUUUUUUCUAUCCUAUCUACUGGUUUGACUCCAUAUAUUUAAGACAUCGAUGGAAUCUAAGUGUUCAUGUAGUACUGAUUAUAGUCUGUGCCUGCAGGUCAGAUGAAAUAAAUCUAGAAUGUGA